Molecule: messenger RNA, 767 nt
Organism: Ilex paraguariensis (yerba mate)
Lineage: Eukaryota; Viridiplantae; Streptophyta; Magnoliopsida; Aquifoliales; Aquifoliaceae
Source: the annotation of a GenBank genome assembly
AUGAGUAGUGGGAUAUGUCAAUACUGUUUCUUGGGUGACAUGUCUGUACAGAAAUCUGAUAACAUGGGAGAGCUCUCAUUGCUAAUUUUUUCUUUUGGGAAAAUGCAAAAGCCAUUACCAGAAUUGCUAAAGGAGUAUGACUUGGCUGUUGGCAUCUUCCCUCGUGAUGCCACCAAUUAUGAGUUCAAUGAAGAAACUGGAAAGCUUAUCGUCUUCAUUCCUUCGGUUUGUGAGGUGGGUUACAGGGACUCAUCUGUCCUGCGAUUUUCCACCACAGUAACUGGAUUCCUGGAGAAAGGAAAGCUAGCUGAUAUUGACGGAAUAAAAACAAAGGUGAUGAUUUGGGUAAAAGUGACGGCCAUCUCAUCUGAAGGAUCAAAGCUUCAUUUCACAGCUGGCAUGAAGAAAACGAGGAGUAGAGAGGCUUAUGAGGUCCUUAGAGGUGGAGUAAGUGUAGAUAAGUUUUAAGAUGGUCAAGUUGCUUCAGUUAUGAUAGUUUCGCAAUCUGUUACUUCGUUUUGAAGGUUCCUCCUUGAUCCUUUAGCAUGCUUCUUCAUGUUUUGGUUGCUGUAAUUAUGUUUUGUAUAAACGAAGUUUUGUUUCCUGUGACUGCCCAGAACAAAAAUGUUCUCUGCGGAUGUUGUUAAGUUUGUGAUAAGGUAAAUUUAGUUUUUUUUAGUUGGAUAUACGAUAUGCUAAGAGAGCCUCACUGAGCCCUUGUAAUGACCUUUUCAAAACAGUACCUGCAAUAGAAUAGCAUCCUGUGG